Molecule: messenger RNA, 1329 nt
Organism: Symphalangus syndactylus (siamang)
Lineage: Eukaryota; Metazoa; Chordata; Mammalia; Primates; Hylobatidae
Gene: IL37
Product: interleukin 37
Biological process (GO): inflammatory response to antigenic stimulus; positive regulation of gene expression; cellular response to lipopolysaccharide
Cellular component (GO): nucleoplasm
Molecular function (GO): cytokine activity; interleukin-1 receptor binding
Source: RefSeq, a predicted model, not a curated record
GCCUCUCUCAAUUGGACAAAGCACUCCAGACCUUUUGGAAGAGUGACUCCAAAGGCAAGCACCUGCUUGGCAGGCCCCUCAGCUUCUAUGCAAGUAUAAGUGCAUGCAGCCCCCAGUCACAUACCCCCUGCUUGCUCAAUCUAUCACAACUCUUUCACGUGGACCGCCUUAGAGUUGUGAGCCCUUAAAAGGGACAGGAAUUGCUCACUCGGGGAGCUUGGUUGUUGGAGACAUGAGUCUUGCCAAAGCUCCAGGCCCAAUAAAGCCCUUCCUUCUUUAACUUGGUGUCUGAGGGAUUUUGUCUGCGGCUUGUCCUGCUACACAGCCACUCACAGACUGUUGAUUACAAAUGAAUACCAGACCUAGCUCCUUCCAGUAAAGGAUCCUGAGAACUGAAGGCAAACAGAGCUCCAGGAGUCCAAGACAGAGCCACAGACCACAAGGAUCACUGGCCCAGGUCUUGGACUUCAUUCCAUUUUCUGUUGAGUAAUAACUCAACAUUGAAAAUGUCCUUUGUGGGGGAGAACUCAGGAGUGAAAAUGGGCUCUGAAGACUGGGAAAAAGAUGAACCCCAGUGCUGCUUAGAAGACCCAGCUGGAAGCCCCCUGGAACCAGGUCCAAGCCUCCCCGCCACGAAUUUUGUUCACACAAGUCCAAAGGUGAAGAACUUAAACCCGAAGAAAUUCAGCAUUCAUGACCAGGAUCACAAAGUACUGGUCCUGGACUCAGGGAAUCUCAUAGCAGUUCCAGAUAAAAACUACAUACGCCCAGAGAUCUUCUUUGCGUUAGCCUCAUCCUUGAGCUCAGCCUCUGCGGAGAAAGGAAGUCCGAUUCUCUUGGGUGUCUCUAAAGGGGAGUUUUGUCUCUACUGUGACAAGGAUAAAGGACAAAGUCAUCCAUCCCUUCAGUUGAAGAAGAAGAAACUGAUGAAGCUGGCUGCCCAAAAGGAAUCAGCACGCCGGCCCUUCAUCUUUUAUAGGGCUCAGGUGGGCUCCCGGAACAUGCUGGAGUCGGCGGCUCACCCCGGAUGGUUCGUCUGCACCUCCUGCAAUUGUAAUGAGCCUGUUGGAGUGACGGAUAAAUUUGAGAACAGGAAACACAUUGAAUUUUCAUUUCAACCAGUUUGCAAAGCUGAAAUGAGCCCCAGUGAGGUCAGCGAUUAGGACACUGCCCCAUCGAAUGCCUUCCUCGCUAAUUUGAACUAACUAAAAGCACAAAACCUGCUCACUAACCUUUCUGUCAGUGAGUUUCAUUUCUCAUUCAUACUUUAAGGAUUUGUGUUUUUAGGAUAUAGCAAGAAGUUUGUUUAAUUAAAAAGUUCUGGGUUGG